Messenger RNA from Phodopus roborovskii (desert hamster), 1543 nucleotides. It is a transcript of the gene Slc25a47, whose product is annotated as solute carrier family 25 member 47. Gene Ontology annotation, cellular component: mitochondrion. The transcript is spliced from 6 exons. NCBI's taxonomy places the organism in Eukaryota, Metazoa, Chordata, Mammalia, Rodentia, Cricetidae. The record is from RefSeq and is a predicted model, not a curated record. Gene Ontology annotation, molecular function: transmembrane transporter activity. Gene Ontology annotation, biological process: transmembrane transport. Bases 68 to 1000 code for a protein of 310 amino acids.
AAUCGGUAGGAGCUGGCCAGUGUGGCACAGGCAGAGACCGGAGCCCUUCCCAUUUCCUACGCUGUCCAUGGAUUUUGUUGCUGGGGCCAUUGGAGGAGUCUGCGGAGUUGCUGUGGGCUACCCUCUGGAUACAGUGAAGGUCAGGAUCCAGACUGAGGCCAAGUACACAAGCAUUUGGCACUGCAUCCGGGACACGUAUCGUCAAGAGCGGGUGUGGGGUUUCUACCGGGGCCUCUCCCUGCCUGUGUGCACGGUGUCCCUGGUGUCAUCGGUAUCUUUCGGCACCUACCACCACUGCCUGGCUCACCUUUGCCGAUUCCGGUACGGCAGCACUGACGCCAAGCCCACCAAGGCUGAUAUCACGCUCUCAGGAUGUGCCUCUGGCCUUGUCCGGGUGUUCCUGACGUCACCCACUGAGGUGGCCAAGGUCCGGCUGCAGACACAGGCCCAAGCUCAGACCCCGCAGCGGCGGCCCUCAGCCGCCUGGACGUCAGGGGCUCCUGCCCUGUGUGCUGCGCCCACUGCAUGGCUGGAGCCCAGGCCUAAGUAUCGUGGGCCGCUGCACUGUUUAGUCACAGUGGCCCGUGAAGAGGGACUGCGGGGACUCUACAAGGGCAGCUCAGCUCUGCUCCUUCGUGAAGGCCAUUCCUUCGCCACUUACUUUCUCUCCUAUGCCAUGCUCUGUGAGUGGCUCACCCCUGCCGGCCAUAGCCAACCAGAUGUCCUAGGUGUGCUGGUGGCUGGAGGCUGUGCUGGAGUCCUGGCCUGGGCCGUGGCCACCCCCAUGGAUGUGAUCAAGUCACGCUUGCAGGCAGAUGGGCAGGGCCGGCAGCGCUACCGGGGCCUCCUGCAUUGUGUGGUGGCCAGUGUGCGGGAGGAGGGCCCCAGGGUGCUCUUCAAGGGGCUGACGCUCAACUGCUGCCGUGCCUUUCCGGUCAACAUGGUGGUCUUCGUGGCCUAUGAGGCUGUGCUGAGGCUCACUCAGCGAUGGUGCACAUAGGGGCGGGCCCCCAGUCAGCAUCAGCCAGGUCACAGCAGCUGGAGGUGACGGGGAGCGUGGGUGGGCUAGGACCCCACAGGGCUGUCACUGGCACAGCAGAGGGCCUUCUGUGCAGUGACUAGGUGAGGCCUGCCCCGCUGCUGACCAUAAAGCCAGGGGGGGUCACGAGUCAAGGUUGUGUGAGUUUCCUUGAUGAGGACACGUGUCACUUGGAGCCGUUUGUCACUGAGCAAGUGUUCAUUCCUGAGUGUACUCCUUGUCCAUACUCAUGACUUCAGAGCAUACCCUUACCACCCCUACCGAGCACUUGGCCUCGUCAACUUCUGCGGAUUCACAUUGUCCCCUGAACAGACAAGCGAGGGAUCAGACAGCAAGCAGAGCCAUCUGGUACACGUGGGGCUUGUUCCCUGUCCUUGGUUGUCAUCACUGGCUGAGGAGCUGGUGUGGGAGCUCACUGGUAUCCACACUCACACUGCUUGCCACAUGAAGACCCUAGAGCCUGGGUCAUGAGUGGUUGUCAAUAAAUGUUUCUGAGCUUGCUCA